CAAUUAUAAUUUAUUAAAAAGAUGGCUUAUACAGCAGCAAGAUUAUUUUCAACGUAAUGAUUUGAAAUAAGAUUAGAGUUGUUACUUAAACAUUUUUUAGGGAUAUAUAAGUUAUUGGAUAAGAAAACAUUCCAAAAGUAAAUUCUUAAAAAUUACAUAGACAGGAUGGUCCAUUAUUGUUGUUUGGAAAUCAUAAUAAUCAAUUUAUUGAUCCAUUAGUACUAAUAUUAAUAAAAGAAAGCUUAUUAUAUCAAAUAUUCCAAGGAAGGUUCAUUUUAUAGCAGCUGCUAAAGUGAUUCAAUAAUGUUAAUUUAAUAGAGCAUGAAAAGGCCAAUUAUAGGACACUUAGGAAAAGCUUUAGGAGGAAUCCCGGUUGAAAGACCAUAAGAUUUAGCAAAACGAGGUUUUGGAACCAUCUAAAAGAUUGAUGGAAAUAUUGUAUAUGGUUUAAGAACAGAAUUUAAAUCAUAAUGCAAAGUUAAUGAUAUAUUAGUAGCAGUAAUAAAUUAAAAUGAGUAUAGAAUGAAUAAGAAUUUCAGAUAAUCGAAGUGAUAAAUGAUACUUAGUUAAAAAUAAAUAACAAUGGUUAAUUAGAUUCUCCAAUUAGAAAUCUUUAGUAUAAGAUACAACCUAAGAUUGAUUAAUCAAAUAUGUUUGAAUAAGUUUGGAUUGAAUUAUCAAAGGGAGCUUGUAUAGGAAUAUUUCCAGAAGGAGGUAGUCAUGAUUAAACAAGAUUAUUACCAUUGAAACCAGGAAUAUGUAUAAUGGCAUUAGGAGCAAGCUAGAAAUUUAAUACAAAAGUUAAACUUUAACCUGUUGGAUUAAAUUAUUUUAAAGGACAUAAAUUUCGAUCAAAAGUAAUCAUUGAAUUCGGAGUACCUUAUGAAGUAAGUUAAGAAUUAAUAGAUUUAUAUGCAAAAAAUAAAAGAGAAGCUAUUAGCAAUCUACUUUAUGAAAUUGAAAGUGUAAUUACUUUAUAAAAUAUUAAAAUUAGUAAUUGAAAACUGUAACAAUAUAAGCUCCUACAUAUUCAGAUCUAUCUGCUGUAAUGAUUGUAAGAUCUCUUUAUUUGCCUGAUAAAGCAAGACUUUCACCUUAAGAUAAUUUAGAAUUAGUAAAAAGGUAAUUGUUCUUUUUAUAAUAAGAUUCUCCUCUGCCUUUUAUAAAUUAGAAAAUCACCCAGAAGUUAAGGAAGUAGUAAGUUAGGUGAAAAUGUACAAUUAUAAAUUGAAAGCACUUGGUGUCUAUGAUUAUUAAGUUAUGAGAAUGGAAAAGAAUACUAUUAUGGAUAUAUAUAAAAUAGCCUUUAAUUUAUUUAUGGCUAUGCUCAGUUUAUCUUUUGCAUUGCCUGGUUAUAUUAUGACGAUUCCUAUUUCUCUUUUAUUAAAUACAUAUACAGAAAGAGAAAGAUAAAAGGCUUUAGCCAAUUCUAAAGUGAAGUUAAGUGGAAAGGAUGUAAUUGCAUCUUAUAAAAUUUUGGCUUCAAUAAUGAUUGUUCCAGCAGCUAUUGCUAUAUAUACUAUUCUAUUUCAUUUUGCUUUAAAGAAAUGGAACUUUAUUAGCAAACAAAAAUAAUUGAAAUUAACUAUAAUAUUCUUUUUACUCUGGCCUUUAUAUAUAACUGCAAUGAUUAGAUCAAAUGAUGGAUUAAUAAGACAUUCAAGAAAAGUUAAAAGUCAAAUCUUAUUUCUUUUGUAUUAGAGUAAAUAUAGAAAACUUAAAAGGUAGAGAGAAUAACUUUAAGAUAAAGUAUUAUUCUUCAAUAUUAUUAAGAUUCGAAAAAUGGUUGAUAUGUUAGGUGAAAAUGUAGUAGCUGAUUUUACAAAAAAAAGAGUAUUCUCUUUUGAUGCUAAAAAAGAUAAACUAGAUAUUGAUAAUGUUUUUUGUUCUUUAGAAGAACUUGGAAUCUGA
Paramecium sonneborni is the source of this 1911-nucleotide messenger RNA. The record is from the annotation of a GenBank genome assembly. Lineage: Eukaryota; Ciliophora; Oligohymenophorea; Peniculida; Parameciidae.